GAAUAGAAGCCGCCGUGCGCGUCCGCCACCGAACGCCUGAGCAGGCGAUAGGUGCCGACCACCUUGUCGCCGGCGCUGCGGUCGUGGUCGAUCACCAGCAGAUGGUCGGAAUAAGCAUCGAAGCGGUCGAAGUCGCGCUCGCGCGCCGCCAUCUCGCUGCUCGGGUCGGCCGCCAUCUCCUCGUAGAACACGCGGUAGCGCAGCGCCUGGGCGGCGUCCACCUCAGCCGGUGAGCGCGCCAGGCGCACCUCAAGGCUCCCGGCGACGAUCCCGGCCAUGAUGAAAUCAUCGUCGGUCAUGGGCUUCUUCGUGCGUCAAUCCUCGGGUGUUUCCAGCGGGACAGCGUAGAGCUCCAACCGGUGAUCCACGAGCUUGUAGCCGAGCGCCUUGGCGACGGCGGCCUGAAGCGCCUCGAUCUCCUCGUUCUGGAAUUCCACCACCUUGCCCGACGUCAGGUCGAUCAGAUGGUCGUGGUGCUCGUCGGGGUGUUCUUCGUAGCGCGACCGCCCGUCGCGGAAGUCAUGGCGUUCCAGCAGGCCGCACUCCUCGAAGAGGCGGACCGUGCGAUAGACCGUCGCCAGGCUGAUGCGGGGGUCGAUCUCGGUCGCGCGCCGGUAGAGUCCCUCGACGUCGGGAUGAUCCGACGCAUCCGAGAGGACGCGCGCGAUCACGCGCCUCUGUUCGGUCAUCUUCAGGCCGAUUUCGCCGCAGCGCUGUUCCAGCGUGGAUACCGGCAAGUGGUCCCGCUCCUCCUCGAGCGACUCUCUCCGAACAUUAUAAGCCAGGGCGGCCCAAGGCGACCGCCGCUGCCCGGAAUCGGUGCGCGCGGUGGCAAUCGUGACCGGAAUAACCUAGGCUCGGAGCCGAGCCGCGUCACGCGCCCGCCGGCACGGGGCCAUGACCAACCGAAAGCCCAGCGACGACCUAUCGAAGGAGCAGAUCCUGGAGUCGAUCGGCCGGAUCGUCUCGGAGGGCGAGAGCCGCGGGCGGAGCGCGGACGCAGGCGCAGCGACCUUGGCCCCACCUUCGCCCCCGCCCGCGCCCAAGCCUUCCGGGGGCGAUGACGUGCUCGAUCUGGUCGACGUGGUCGACGAGCAGGGCAAUGUGAUUCAGCGAGGACAGGCCGCCGAGGGCGCGCCAGCGUUCUCGUUUCCGCCCUCCGGCGAGCGACCGCCCCGGCCGACCGGCGAAGGCAGCAAGGCCACUGACGAGCAGAUGUUGGAGGCGCUCAGGCCGAUGCUCCAGACGUGGCUCGACACGCACAUGCCGCCGAUCGUCGAGCGCCUUGUACAGCGCGAGCUCGAACGGGCUACGCGCCGCUCCGAGCCCGAGUGA
Geodia barretti is the source of this 1335-nucleotide messenger RNA. The record is from the annotation of a GenBank genome assembly. NCBI's taxonomy places the organism in Eukaryota, Metazoa, Porifera, Demospongiae, Tetractinellida, Geodiidae.